Caenorhabditis bovis is the source of this 1425-nucleotide messenger RNA. Lineage: Eukaryota; Metazoa; Nematoda; Chromadorea; Rhabditida; Rhabditidae. The record is from the annotation of a GenBank genome assembly.
AUGCUGGUCCUUUUUGAGGUCGCGGCUGGUUAUGCUAUUUUCAAAGUGAAUAAUGAAAAGAAGCUCAAAAAUGUGGACAAUAUUUGGGAAGAAUUUAAUUCUCCAGAAAAGGCACAAGAAAACUUGCAACUUGUGGCAUUCAAGAAAUUCAAGACGACUGCCUCAGCUGUGGAAGCGGCUUCUGAAAUAACCGAAGGAAAACUCAGCAAAACCUUGAAGAAAUUGUUGAAAGGGAGUGUCAAUGAGACCGAGAAACUAGCCGUUGGUGAUGCUAAACUUGGCAACCUUAUUAAGGAAAAACUGUCUCUCAACUGUGUUCAUGAUAAUUCUAUUAAUGAAAUCAUGAGAGGAGUUCGUGCCCAUAUUGAAGAUUUGCUUGCUGAGCACAAGAGUGAGAUGAACGCCAUGAAUCUUGCGGUGGCUCACUCUUUGGCGCGUUACAAGGUGAAAUUCAAUCCUGAAAAAAUUGACACAAUGAUAGUGCAGGCUGUUUCUCUUCUUGACGAUCUUGACAAAGAGCUGAACAAUUACGUGAUGAGAGCACGCGAGUGGUAUGGAUGGCACUUCCCGGAACUUGGAAAAAUUGUCCAGGACCAUCAAGCAUAUGCUAAAAUCGUGAAAGCGAUUGGAAUGCGCCAAAAUGCGAUUAAUACCGAUUUGUCUUCGAUUCUUCCGGAAGAGUUAGAAGCUAAACUGAAGGAAGACGCAGAAGUGUCUAUGGGUACUGAUAUUUCUGAAAUCGAUCUCAUUCAUAUCAAGGGUCUCUGCGAUCAAGUGAUUGAACUUUCUCAAUACAGGGCUCAAUUGUUUGACUACCUCAAAAAUAGAAUGAAUGCUCUCGCACCAAACGUUACAGUACUUCUUGGAGAGUUGGUCGGAGCGCGCUUGAUCUCACAUGCUGGAUCUCUUGUCUCACUUGCAAAAGCUCCAGCGUCGACUAUUCAGAUAUUAGGAGCUGAGAAAGCUUUGUUCCGUGCUCUUAAAACGAAAAAAGACACUCCAAAGUAUGGAUUAAUUUAUCAUGCCCAACUCAUCACGCAAGCGCCGCCUAAGGUCAAAGGAAAAAUGGCUCGUAAAUUAGCUGCUAAAUGUUCUCUCGCCUCAAGGAUUGAUGCUCUUUCUGAAGAAACAACAGGAAAUGAGAUUGGAGUAGAAUGCCGCGCAUCACUUGAAAAUAUCCUUCGAACCGAAUCGGAAAGAGGGACUUCAAAACGUCAGAGUUUCGGCACUCACCAUCAUAGCAAAUACGAGUUCAAGAGUGAAACGUAUGAGUAUGAUGAAUCGGCUGAUGCGGUCAAAGGAAAGAAGCAUAAACGGUUUGGUGAUGACGACGAUCACAACACUAGCGCCGUAAAAAAGUUGAAGAUCGAAGAAGUUGAUCCGGAAGAACCAGUUAAGGAAAAGAAAGAUAAGAAGAAAAAGUAA